Haliotis rufescens (red abalone) is the source of this 5745-nucleotide messenger RNA. RefSeq lists its product as uncharacterized. Lineage: Eukaryota; Metazoa; Mollusca; Gastropoda; Lepetellida; Haliotidae. The transcript has a single exon. The coding region runs from base 1 to 5745 and encodes 1914 amino acids. Gene Ontology annotation, molecular function: zinc ion binding; nucleic acid binding. Gene Ontology annotation, biological process: DNA integration. The record is from RefSeq and is a predicted model, not a curated record.
AUGGCACAGGAUAAAAUGAAAUUCUUAUACAAGCAGGUUUCUUCAAAGAUAAAGGACAUUGAAUACUUGAUGAGCUCUGAUGCAGAUUUGGAUGCCGUCAAAAAUGAAUUUGAAGAUUGGAAGGAAUUAUGUGACAAGUUUCAAGAAUCGGCUAAAGCUUAUCAUGAUAAACUUCAUAGCCAAUCAGCUAAAGACGAAGAAGCAGCUUGGUUCCAAUCAAAGCUAUGCACCUUUUCGCAAUUUGAAAGAAAUGUUACAUCCUUCAUUAAACAUUACAGUACGGGAGAUGACAUUAGACCAGAAGAUAGUGUUUCCCAAGUUGGAUUACCUAAGGGUUCAGUAAUCUCCUCUGCCUCCUCUGCCAAAAUGGAGAUCCUGGCGAAAAGGGCCGAACUUAUUGCCAGACAAAAAUGUUUAGAACGAAGACAUCAAUUAGAAGAAGAAGAAAACAGAUUAAAACAAAGACGAGAAAGAUUGGAACUUGAAACAGAAGUAGAAAUUGCCGAUGCCCAGUAUGAAAUUUUUGACCAGUAUGACCGAGAAUCACACAGUUCCCGAAAACCAGAAAGUUCACAAAGGUCCUUCAAGCCAGCAAAGACCCGAAAUAAAGAUUUGAACCCAGAAGCUGAAGAAUUUACCCCUAUUCAGAGUACAAACCUACAGGUUGGAGUCCACAAUUCAAAAUUUGAUGAAGUCUGUAAGCAACAGAAUGAGAUAAUCCAGCUAGUGGUAGAACACCAGAAACUGGCCACGCUACCCACUAGGAAGAUUCCUGUGUUCAGUGGCGACCCUCUACAGUUUAAGCCCUUCAUACGAGCAUUCGAGCAUGGUAUAGAGGACAAAACCAUCAAUCCAAAAGAUAGGCUCUAUUACUUGGAUCAGUACACCAACGGUGAACCGAAUGACUUGGUAAGAAGCUGUCUAUUCAUGAAUCCUGAAAGUGGCUAUGAACAAGCCAGGUCACAGUUGGAGAAGAAAUUUGGGAAUAAGUACAAGUUAGCAACAGCUUACAUGGACAAAGCAUUGAAAUGGCCGGCUAUUAAGUCAGAGGACAGCGAAGCACUGAACAGCUUUGCUAUAUUCCUGACCAGCUGUGGAAAUACCAUGACCGAUAUAGACUAUCUAAGAGAAUUAGAACAUCCAAAGAACCUCAGAGAGUUGAUCCAAAAGUUGCCAUAUAAGUUAAGAGAAAGAUGGAGAACAGUUUCGUUUAAUAUCUUGGAAAGAAGAAAUGUCACUUUUGCUGACCUUGUUGGUUUCGUAGAUAAACAAGCACAGAUCUUGUCAAGUCCUUUGUUUGGCAAUAUCAUCGACGAUAUCCAAGUUCAAGCAAGACCAAAGAUGAAAGAAGCGCCAAAGAGAUAUAAGAGCUUUGCUACCGACACAUCAAAGUCUGAAUUAGGUCAAGAAACUGCCACCAGGGCACCCUACCCAGUUCACCCAAAAUUGAUGACAUCUGGUCAGCCAACUGCAACUAGAGAAAGAACAGUCAACACGUCUAGAGCAUUCAUCAAGCCAUGCUGGUUCUGCAAUGAGGACCACACCAUGGAAAUGUGCAGGGGAAUGCAGCGUAAGACGUUGGAUGAGAAGAUUGACUUCUUAAGACCAAAGGGCUUGUGUUUUGGCUGCUUACAAUUUGGACAUAUGAGUCGCGAGUGCCCCAGCAGAUUGACAUGUCAUAUAUGUAAAUUGAGACAUGCAACCUGUUUUCAUGACAACAGCAGGGACAGAGAAAAGAAAGAAAUGGACCAAACGAAGCCAAAGGUUGUCACAAACAACAGUUUGGCUACGAGUGAGAGCGGGGAUCACAAAGACUUGAGCUUCAUGCCUGUGGUCCCCGUUAGGAUUAAAGUCAACUCUGGUAACAGAUAUGUCAAAACAUAUGCCUUCCUUGACAACGGCAGUUCAGCAACCUUUUGUACCAGCAAGCUGGCAGAGGAGCUCCAAGUCACAGGAAAGAUGACAAACAUAGUUGUCAGCACCAUGACUCAAAAGAAAACUGUAAAUACCUCCAUCCUAACAAAUUUAGAAGUUGGUGACAUUGACGGAAACAAUUGGGUCAAGCUGCCUUCUGUCUUUACACAGGAUGAAAUGCCAAUUUCCACAAGCACCAUCCCCAAAGAAAAGUUCAUCCAUCAAUGGCCCCAUCUACAGGACGUCACACUACCACCUAUAGAUGCGGAGAUAGGACUCCUUAUUGGCAACAAUGUCCCAAGAGCAAUGGAACCAUAUGAGAUAAUCAACAGCGAUUGUAACGGGCCCUAUGCAGUCAGAACCAUUCUUGGAUGGAUUGUAAAUGGGCUAGUACAGGAAUCAGAGUCUCCCAGUGAGAUCUCAGUAAACAGGACUGAUGUUCUUGGAGACGAGAAAUUGGAUCUUCAGUUAAUAGGAUACUUCAACAGGGAGUUCAACGAGCGCAUCAGUAAUGAUCAACCUGAGAUGUCAAGAGACGACAAGCAAUUCUUAGACAUCAUGAACUCCUCAAAGACACUGACAGGAGGACAUUACCAGAUGUCACUCCCAUUCAAAGAUGCCCAAUUAGAUUUGCCCAACAAUAAAGUACAAGCUGAACAAAGAGCCAUUUCACUAAAGAAGAAAUUUAAGAAGAAUGAAAACUUUUAUGAAGACUACAAGGUAUUCAUGAAAGAUCUCCUGGACAAAGACUAUGCCCAGAAAGUACCAGAGAAUAAGAAAGACCGUAAGGAUGGAAAGGUGUGGUAUAUACCACAUCAUGGUGUGUACCAUCCAAAAAAGCCAGAGAAGAUACGAGUUGUAUUUGACUGUGCAGCAACCUUCAGAGGGAAAUCUCUAAAUGACCACCUUUUACAGGGGCCGGAUCUAACCAAUACCCUACUGGGAGUGCUCCUGAGAUUUCGCCAAGAGCCAAUAGCUCUGAUGGCAGACAUCGAAGCUAUGUUUUACCAGGUUAGAGUUGAACCAGACGACUAUGAUGUUCUGCGGUUCCUAUGGUGGCCCAAUGGAAACUUGGAGGAAGAAUUACAAGAAUAUCAGAUGAAAGUGCACUUAUUUGGUGCUGUCUCAUCACCAAGUUGUGCCAACUUUGCCUUGAAAGAAACAGCGAAGGCUAACAUGGACUUGUUUGGCAAAGAAGUGGUUCAUGCUGUUGAAAAGAGUUUCUACGUGGAUGACUGUCUUACUUCAGUCCAAUCUGAGAAAAUGGCCAUUGAAAUGUCACAUAAGCUGAGAGAAAUCUGUAAAAAGGGUGGAUUCCGCUUGACAAAAUGGAUAAGUAACAGCAGAGCUGCAAUAGAAUCAAUCCCAGAAGAGGAGCGGGCCAAAGAAGUUAAAGACUUGGACAUGGAUGAUGCUUUACCAAUCGAGAGGGCAUUAGGUGUACACUGGUGCGUCGAAUCAGAUACAUUUAAAUUCCGGAUUGCAAUCAAAGACAAACCAAUAACGAGAAGAGGAAUACUGUCAACUGUCAGCUCCAUCUAUGAUCCAUUGGGAUUCGCAGGCCCUUAUGUUCUCAAAGCAAAGGGAAUUCUACAAGACCUCUGCAGACUUAAGAUAGGAUGGGAUGACGUAAUCCCCGUUCCCUUGCAGAAGGACUGGACCAAAUGGUUGUCGGAACUACACAGGCUUGAGGAAAUGGUGAUUAGAAGAUGCAUUCAACCAAAUGAUAGUAAUCAGAAGAUGGUAUCUCAAAUACAUCAUUUUUCGGAUGCCAGUGAAACAGGUUAUGGAACUGUUUCUUACCUAAGACAAGUCAGUAGCACUGGUCAAAUUCAUUGUGCAUUUCUCAUCAGCAAAUCAAGAGUUGCCCCACUUAAGCAGAUCACGAUACCAAGAAUGGAGCUAUCAGCCGCUACUCUGGCAAUACGGGUAGACAGUAUGCUCAAACGAGAGCUGGAAAUGCCAAUUGACCAAACUUACUUUUGGUCAGACAGUAUGUCAGUUUUAAGAUACAUCGCCAAUGAUUCAAAGCGAUUCCAUACCUUUGUGGCAAAUAGGCUGUCAGUAAUUCAUGAAGGCUCAAGCCCAUCUCAAUGGAAGUAUGUGGACACUCAGAACAAUCCUGCUGAUGAAGCAUCUCGAGGACUGUCAAUAGAUGCAUUUCUGAAAGAUACCAGAUGGCUCUCUGGACCAAAGUUCCUGUGGGAAGAUGAAGAAAUGUGGCCUCAACAGACACACAUUUUGACAGAUAUUCCUAAGAAAGACGUUGAAUUAAAGAAGGUUGCCCGAGUCAACUUGAUAGACUACAGCAAGCCAUGUAAGGAAAUAGACAGCCUUAUCAGUCACUAUUCUGACUGGUUUGCACUGAAGAAGGCUAUCGCAUGGGUGCUCAGGAUACGGGAAGUACUCCUGGAUCGCAGUCAAAAGAAGAAGGCAGGCUUAGCACCUCAGCAAAGCAUGCCUGUAGUGUUGACUGUGAAAGACUUAGAAAAUGCAGAGAAAGCCAUUGUUCGCUAUGUUCAACAGCAAGACUUUUCAAGUGAACUUGAAAGACUUAAUUCAAACAAAGAACUUGAUUUGAACAAAGGUAGUCCAAUCUCCAAGCUUGAUCCAUUUGUAGAAGAUGGUGUGCUGAGGGUGGGUGGAAGACUAAGUCGCGCUAACAUGCCUGAAAGCUCCAUACACCCAGUGAUUCUACCAAAGAAAUCGCAUGUCUCGGAACUGAUAAUUCGCCAUGUUCAUCGUGAAUGUGGGCAUUCAGGUAGAAACUUUGUACUUUCAAAAUUGUUUGAGAAAUAUUGGAUUAUCAAAGCCAAUGCAGCAGUAAGGCAAGAAAUACACAGAUGUGUAACUUGCCGACGCAAUCAUGCUGUAGCAAGUAAUCAAAAGAUGGCUGACUUGCCAGCUCAACGUGUGACUCCUGAUGAACCUCCUUUUACCUUUGUUGGAGUGGAUUACUUUGGUCCAUUUGAUGUAAAACGUGGACGAAAGCAUGAAAAAAGGUAUGGAGUUUUGUUCACGUGCCUCACAACGCGUGCUGUGCACAUAGAAGUGGCGUAUAGCUUAGACACUGACUCUUGUAUUAAUGCAUUGCGCCGUUUCAUGGCUAGAAGAGGUCAAGUGAAAGUCAUCAGGUCAGAUAAUGGUACCAACUUUGUUGGAAGUGAGCGUGAGCUCAGAGAAGAGUUAGAGAACUGGAACAAGUGUCAGAUUCAUCAAGAGAUGUUACAAAGAAAUGUCGAAUGGACAUUCAAUCCUCCUGCUGGUUCCCACCAUGGCGGCGUGUGGGAGCGACAAAUCAGAACCGUGAGAAAAGUGUUGAGAUCUCUGGUAAGAGAACAAACGUUAGAUGAUGAAACUUUGCGAACUGUGUUGUGUGAGGUAGAGGCUAUUAUCAAUAAUAGACCUAUCUCCAGAGCAUCAAGUGAUCCAAAUGAUUUGGAAGCCCUCACUCCAAAUCACUUGUUGCUCUUGAAAAGAAAACCAAAUUUGCCACCAGGUAUGUUUGGUGUUGAUGGUCAUUAUCCAAGACGGAGGUGGCGUCAAGUGCAGUACAUGGCAGAUUUGUUUUGGAAGAGAUGGUUAAGAGAGUACCUGCCAUUACUACAGGAGCGACAGAAGUGGGUGAAGCUUAGAAGAAAUUUGAAGAUUGGUGACAUUGUGCUCAUAGUGGACAAUACUGCACCUAGAAACUCUUGGUCGAUGGGCAAGGUUGUGAAGCUUAUGCCUGACAGAAAGGGUGUUGUAAGACGGGUUGAGGUGAAAACCCAGACAAAGGUUUUGGACAGACCUAUUAGCAAGCUAUGUUUGCUUCUAGAGAGUGACACUUAA